This is a messenger RNA of Fomitiporia mediterranea MF3/22, 1770 nucleotides long. RefSeq lists its product as uncharacterized. The transcript has 6 exons. Bases 1 to 1770 code for a protein of 589 amino acids. Lineage: Eukaryota; Fungi; Basidiomycota; Agaricomycetes; Hymenochaetales; Hymenochaetaceae. The record is from RefSeq and is a predicted model, not a curated record.
AUGACCGAACCGAAAAAACCCUUCCCACAUGUCGUUGAUCUGUCGAAUUAUGUUCUCCCUCCUCCUAGAACGCUACACGAGCUAGCCAUGGUCAAGCUCUCCGCGAGCAUCCGCGAGAAACCAAAUUGGUGGUUGAAAUACACUGAUCCAGAGAUCCGUGCACGCUGGCGGAAAGAGGCGCAGGAGAUGGCUCUCGUGUGGAUCGAGCGCGCGACAAUGCUCGUCCCAUUUGAGGAUGCAAGCAAAUACAUUACUGGGGAUCACGGGCAGGGAAGCAUUUUAAACUCAACCGUAACGCUCACUGAAAAAGAGGUCGAUUACAUUCUUGAUGAACUGGAUGGCUAUGCGAAGUUGCGCGAAGAGCAGAGUGGCAUACAGGCAAGCAUCGAUAAGCUUCAUAACUCUACAAUACUGAUCGGCAGUGAUUUACUCGCACGUCUGAAGAAAGGUGUUGCCGUGUUGGAAGACGUUCCCGAUUCCGAGAAUGAUUGGCAUCCAGGAUCGAAUGAACAGGUUCUCGACCUUGUGCACCCGUCACUCUAUUGCGUCGUCUACGGCCGUACUCUUGCGUACCCACGCACGAACAAUACAUUGACUAAGACAGCCGCAAGCCCUGCUCCAUUGAAACCCCCGACUUUCGUCACCCUUGCACGGGAGCUAUCCUCCCAGCGUUUCCAAUGGUUGCCAACCGACUUUUCCAUCGACGCAGAGGGCAAAGCGAAAGCUCUCAGUUACAUCAAUAAUCUGCACCCAUCACAUAUGGAGCUCUACGAUGCUGUUGAGGGAAUAAUAUCCGCGUUCGUCCCACUCUUCGAACGUGUAUUAACGGACAUGUUAAACCCCCUCCCACACCGUAUUCCUGGGGAAUAUCUGCCGUUGAAAGAGGUGGAUCCGAGGCAUCCGCAGAACGAAGAUGCCGAAGAUUAUUAUGAAGAACUGGAAGGAUACAUAGAUAAUAUCUGGGAAGAAGAUAGAAUUGUUGGAUUACCGCAAGUGCCUGAAGAGGGGUACACGGGUGGGCGAGAAAAGAGGGACAAUAACGUGUCGCUGCGUGGACGGACCAUUCAGGUGAUAGUCAAGCUAGCUAACAUCCACCUUACUCCCGAGAAGCCCGAAUACAAAGGGGGUUCAUGGCACAUCGAGGGAAUGGGAAAUGAGCGCAUCGUCUCAUCAGGCAUCUAUUAUUAUGAGCAGGAGAAUAUCACGGGAAGCGAGCUAGCCUUCCGUAUUGCUGUGGACGAGCCAGAACCAGCGACGAAAAUACAAGCCGAUACUUACGAUUACCAUGCACACUACAAGACGUGGGGUAUGAUAAUGGACUACGACGACUCGACAAACCUUACGAACGUCGUUGGUGCGACGCCAACGGUAGAGGGAAGAUGCCUAGCCUUUCCCAAUAUCUACCAGCAUCGAGUUUCGCCAUUCCGUCUUACAGAUCCAACCAAACUAGGUCAUCGUAAGAUACUGGCUUUGUUCCUCGUUGAUCCAAACCUCGAGGAACCAAUCCCAUCGACCUCAAUCGUCCCUCCACAGCAGCAAUCCUGGAUUAAACAAGCAUUGCAUGAAGCAGAGCCGAGCACCUUGCUACACAAGCUUCCUGCCGAACUGUUAGAUGCUAUUGCGAAGCAAGCAUCUCCGGAAGUUAUGAGCGAAGAGGACGCGAAGAAGUUCAGGCUGGAAUUGAUGGAAGAGCGCAGUGCCCAGGAAAAGGACGAUAAUCGAUAUGACUAUGACUUAUACUCGCGUGUUUUUAACCUGUGUGAACACUGA